AUGGCUCUUGCCGAGAAAUUCGAAAAGAUUAGCCUCGAUGAGGUCUCCAACAUUGUCAGUGCGGUCAAAUCUGACGGUUUGAAGAAAUCUGGUCUUGCGGAUAACUACGAGGUUUUGCAAGCACGAUGCGGUUCCAAGGACGAGAAGGAAGCCGUUGCUGCCUGCAAGACUGUCGUCAGUCUCAUGACCGAGGUUCCUGAAUCCCAAGUUUUUGUCAAGGAAUGCCUUGGAGCUUGCUUGGAACAAGCACUCGCCAGGAGCAAGGCUAUUGUCGAGGCCAGUGAGGAAGCUGCCUUCGUCAUUUGCCAAAAAACGGAUCCAUUUGCCAUGAAAUCUCUUCUCCCUCAAAUUUUUGCCGCUCUUCCCGUGGAAAAGAAGUGGCAAAUUAGGGAACGUGCCCUCAAGUGCAUUGCUCUUUUCCCAGAGCUCGCUCCCAAGCAGUUGGGAGAUGCUCUUCCCGAGGUUGUACCCGAGGUUACUGCUUGCAUGUGGGACACCAAAAAGCAAGUCAAGGUCGCUGCCACAGCUGCCAUGAAAGGGGCUCUGAAUGUUAUCGGCAACAGGGAUAUUGAGCACAUGACUGCAGAAAUUCUAACUGCCAUUUCCAAGCCCAAGGAGGUGCCUGAAAUUAUGCACAAGAUGGCUGGAGUUACUUUUGUCCAAAGUGUGGAGUCUCCUGCCCUUGCCAUGGUUGUACCACUUUUGCUCCGUGGUUUGCGAGAAAAAAAUAUUGCCACCAAGCGUCAGUCCGCUGUCAUUAUUGACAACAUGAGUAAGCUUGUGGACAAUCCCCUCGAUGCCGCACCUUUCCUUCCUUUGCUUCUUCCUGCUCUUGAGUCCAAUGCCAAGAGUAUUGCCGACCCUGAAGCUCGUGAAGUUACUGAGCGUGCUGUUGGCCAGUUGGAGCGUCUGAAGGGAUUGGCUGACAAGGCAGCUUCUGUCCGUGGAGACACCUCCAAACUCGAAGGAGAGUUCCAGAAGGCCCUCGGAGUAAGCGACCCCGAUGCUGGCUAUACGAAGGUCAUUCAACAUGCCUGCACGAUCGCCACCACAAUGAUGGACUUGAAAUACAUGGAAGAUUUGCAAUGGACCAAGAACGUUUCCCCCAUUUUGGCAACUUACUCUGACAAGGCCAAGGCCGACGAGGCCGUUGAGAAGGUCCGUGUUGAGGCCGAGAAGAUGCUCGAAAUACCCGAGGAGGAUGACGACGACGAUGAUGCCGAGGAAUUGUGUAACUGUACUUUUACUCUCGCUUACGGUACCAAGAUUCUUCUCCACAACACGAAGAUGAAGUUGAAGCGUGGAAAGCGAUAUGGUCUGCUCGGACCCAAUGAUUGUGGAAAGACAACUUUGAUGAGAUCCAUUGCCAACAACCAAGUCGAAGGAUUCCCCGACACUGACCAAGUCCGAACUGUGUUCGUUGAGGCCGAUAUUCAGGGAGAACAGUCGCAUCUUUCUUGUGUCGAAUACGUCUGUGCUGAUCCCAAGCUUCAGAAAAUGGGAAUCAAAGAAGAUGAGGCCCGAAAGGUUCUUGGAACCGUCGGUUUUACACCAGACGGAAAGGCCAAGCCUGAUCACGCAGUGUCUACUCUCAGUGGAGGAUGGCGCAUGAAGCUGGCCCUGGCCCGUGCUAUGCUCCAGAGGGCCGAUAUCCUUCUUCUGGAUGAACCUACCAAUCACUUGGAUGUUAUUAACGUUGCCUGGGUGAAGACUUACUUGAACUCCCUGGACAGUGUGACAUCCAUCAUUGUCAGUCAUGACUCUGGUCUCCUGAACGAUUGCUGUACCCACAUCCUCUCCUUCGACAACUUGAAGCUUAAUACGUACAAGGGUAACUUGGACGAAUACGUCAAGACCCACCCAGCUGCCCGAGCCUACUUCUCCUUGAGCGCCUCCAAGAUGAAGUUCAAGUUCCCUCAACCUGGUCCCAUUGAGGGUGUCAAGUCCAAGGGUAAAGCUUUGAUGAAGAUGUCCAAGUGUACCUUCACUUACCCUGGAAACGAAGCUCCUACCCUUUUCGAUAUCUCUAUUCAAGUGUCUCUCAGUUCCCGUGUUGCCUGCAUCGGAGAGAACGGAGCCGGAAAAUCCACCAUGAUUAAGCUUUUGGUUGGAGAAAUUAUCCCACAAAUUGGAGAUGUGUGGAAGCACCCUAACGCUCGUAUCGCCUACGUUGCUCAGCACGCUUUCCACCAUAUUGAAAGUCACUUGAGCAAGACCCCCAAUGAGUACAUCCGAUGGCGAUUUGCCAAUGGCGGUGAAGACAAGGAGAGUCUUGUUAAGGUUACCCUGCAAUUCACCGACGACGAAAUUGCCCUGCAGAAGAAGCCCUUUGAAAUCACCUUCAUGGACGAGGACACUGGAAAGAUCUCCAAGGUCAAGAAGGUUGUCGCCGAGCUUGUUGGAGGACGUAAGCUCAACAAGGCUAAGGAAUACGAAUACGAAGUCAAGUACUCCGGUUCCACCGUUGAAAAUGGCGAGUUCCUCCCUGCCAAGACAUUGAAGAAGAUGGGAUGGGACAAGGCCAUGAAGGCAGUCGAUCUCAAGCUCGCCCAAUUGCAGGGUGUUUUCUUGAAGCCUCUUUCCACCAAGAACGUCGAGGAGCACUUGGAGCACUGUGGUUUGGCCCGUGAAUUCGGAACCCACUACCGUAUCUCUGCCCUCUCCGGAGGACAAAAGGUCAAGGUUGUGUUGGCCGCUGCCAUGUGGAUGCAACCGCACAUUGUUAUCUUGGACGAACCCACCAACUACUUGGAUCGUGAGAGUUUGGGUGCCCUUGCCGGAGCCAUUGAGACGUUUGAUGGCGGUGUUGUGAUUAUUUCGCACAACAAUCAGUUCGUGUCGCAGCUGUGUCCCGAGACCUGGGUGAUGGACGCUGGUCACUUGGAAACCAAGGGAGAUGCCGACUGGAUGCUUAAGCAGGACGAGAAGAUUGACGAUCAAAUGCAACUGCAAGAAAUGACAGAUGCUGCCGGUAACAAGGUGGAGAUCAAGCAAGCCAAGAAGAAGCUGUCCAAGAAGGAAGAGAAGCAAAUGAUCAAGAAGAUCAAGGCCAAGAUCAAGAACGGCGAGCCUCUUGACAGUGACGAAGAAGAUUUGGCAUACGAGAAGGACCUGUUGUAA
Messenger RNA from Seminavis robusta, 3120 nucleotides. The record is from the annotation of a GenBank genome assembly. Lineage: Eukaryota; Bacillariophyta; Bacillariophyceae; Naviculales; Naviculaceae.